GACGUGCGCGUUCCCGUUACGGAUAUUUCAGCUCCAGCUGUGGCCGGUGGGCAAGAGCGGCUUCCGGGGCGCGCGCCAGCCCGCGACCCCCCAGUUUUGCGGCGCGCGCCGUGCUGUUGGUUGGUGGCGCUGCCUCGAGAGCCAGCAGGACGGCACCUUCCCAGAAGGCUAGCGGGCGGCCGGGCGACUUGCUGCGUGGGGAAGCUGGAGGGGUGAGCCCUUGGUCCAGUGACGUCCGGGGCAGCGGUGGCCCAGGUCUGCGGAGAAACCUAACGGCUUUGCGGCUCCUCUGCGAGGCGGACGGAAUUGCAUGUACUCUCAAGAAUGCUGUUACUUGAGCGAGGCCCAUGUCUUAUGGGAAUGUUAGAAGUCUUAAGAACUCAGGACAUGCAGCAGAAAUACAUGCAACAUGGUGACUGGAACCCCAAGGACUCUACAAUAUGAAUAAUUCUCUGGAGAACACCAUCUCGUUUGAAGAGUACAUUCGAGUAAAGGCACGAUCUGUCCCACAACACAGGAUGAAGGAAUUUCUGGACUCACUGGCUUCUAAGGGACCAGAAGCUCUUCAGGAGUUCCAGCAGACAGCCACCACCACUAUGGUGUACCAGCAGGGUGGGAACUGCAUUUACACAGACAGCACUGAAGUUGCCGGGUCUUUGCUUGAACUUGCUUGUCCAGUCACAACCAGUGUUCAGCCACAAACCCAGCAAGAACAGCAGAUCCAGGUUCAGCAGCCACAGCAGGUUCAGGUACAGGUGCAGGUACAGCAGUCUCCACAACAGGUCUCGGCUCAGCAGCUUUCCCCGCAGUUCACCGUUCACCAGCCUACUGAGCAGCCCAUCCAGGUCCAGGUGCAGAUCCAAGGCCAGGCACCACAGUCAGCAGCCCCCUCCAUCCAGACCCCGUCUCUACAGAGCCCUAGCCCCUCACAGCUGCAAGCAGCCCAGAUCCAGGUGCAGCAUGUGCAGGCGGCCCAGCAGAUCCAAGCUGCAGAAAUCCCAGAGGAGCAUAUCCCACAUCAACAAAUCCAGGCUCAGCUGGUGGCUGGCCAGUCUCUUGCUGGGGGUCAGCAGAUCCAAAUCCAGACCGUGGGUGCCCUUUCCCCACCACCAUCCCAGCAGGGCUCACCCCGGGAAGGGGAACGGCGGGUUGGCACAGCCAGUGUCCUCCAGCCAGUGAAGAAACGCAAAGUGGACAUGCCCAUCACUGUGUCCUAUGCCAUCUCAGGGCAGCCAGUGGCCACCGUGCUGGCCAUUCCACAGGGCCAGCAACAGAGUUACGUGUCUUUGAGGCCAGACUUACUGACAGUAGACAGUGCCCAUCUGUACAGUGCCACUGGGACCAUUACUAGCCCUACAGGAGAAACUUGGACCAUCCCUGUUUAUUCUGCCCAGCCCCGGGGUGACCCUCAGCAGCAGAGCAUCACUCACAUUGCCAUUCCCCAGGAAGCCUACAAUGCAGUUCACGUCAGUGGCUCACCCACAGCUCUGGCAGCUGUAAAGCUGGAGGAUGACAAGGAGAAGAUGGUGGGCACCACGUCUGUAGUAAAAAACUCCCAUGAAGAGGUAGUGCAGACCCUUGCAAACUCACUCUUUCCAGCACAGUUCAUGAAUGGCAACAUCCACAUUCCAGUGGCUGUGCAGGCUGUGGCAGGUACAUAUCAGAAUACGGCUCAGACUGUCCAUAUAUGGGACCCUCAGCAGCAGCCACAACAGCAAACUCCCCAAGAACAGACGCCGCCACCACCACAGCAGCAGCAGCUCCAGGUUACUUGUUCAGCUCAAACUGUUCAGGUCGCUGAAGUCGAACCACAGUCACAACCACAGCCUUCCCCAGAACUUUUGCUUCCAAAUUCUUUGAAGCCAGAAGAAGGGCUUGAAGUAUGGAAAAACUGGGCUCAGACCAAGAAUGCUGAACUUGAGAAGGAUGCUCAAAACAGAUUGGCACCCAUUGGGAGACGCCAGCUGCUGCGAUUCCAGGAAGAUCUCAUCUCCUCUGCUGUGGCUGAGUUGAAUUAUGGACUCUGUUUAAUGACACGGGAAGCUCGAAAUGGAGACGGUGAACCCUAUGACCCAGAUGUACUCUACUACAUUUUCUUGUGCAUUCAAAAGUACCUUUUUGAAAAUGGAAGGGUAGAUGACAUCUUCUCUGAUCUUUAUUAUGUUCGUUUCACUGAGUGGUUACAUGAAGUUUUGAAAGAUGUACAGCCCCGGGUCACUCCACUUGGCUAUGUUCUGCCCAGCCACGUGACUGAAGAAAUGCUGUGGGAAUGCAAGCAGCUUGGGGCACAUUCUCCCUCCACACUGCUGACCACCCUCAUGUUCUUUAAUACCAAGUACUUCCUGUUGAAGACAGUGGACCAGCACAUGAAGCUGGCAUUCUCCAAGGUAUUGCGACAGACAAAGAAGAAUCCUUCUAAUCCCAAGGAUAAAAGCACAAGUAUCCGGUAUCUGAAGGCCCUUGGAAUACACCAGACUGGCCAGAAAGUUACAGAUGACAUGUAUGCAGAACAAACAGAAAAUCCAGAGAAUCCGUUGAGGUGUCCCAUCAAGCUCUAUGAUUUCUACCUCUUCAAAUGCCCCCAGAGUGUGAAAGGCCGGAAUGACACCUUUUACCUGACACCUGAACCAGUGGUGGCUCCGAACAGCCCAAUCUGGUACUCAGUCCAGCCAAUCAGCAGAGAACAGAUGGGACAAAUGCUGACCCGGAUCCUGGUUAUACGAGAAAUUCAAGAGGCCAUUGCAGUGGCCAACGCAAGCACCAUGCACUGAGAUGGCUCUGCUAUGGUAGAAGAAAAAAAACAUCCAGGAAAAACUGGAUAGACUUUUACGCUAAAGAAGAGGCCUCCAUUUUUUCCCUUUUUCUUUUUAUUGGUGUAGUUACGAAACUUUUCAGGCUACUUCUGUUAAAAUGUAAAAGAAAACAUUGCCCCCUUUGCAUCUUCAUAGACCUGUGGCAAACCACUGGUUCAUGGGGGCUCUAGAUUUUCUGAGAGCCAGAUGUCCUAGAAACUUGUUGGCUGAUCUCCCUCCCUUUCUCCCUCUCUCUCCCUCUCCCUCUCUCCUCCUCCGUCGGGCAUAGGGAAAGGGCUUGGAUCAUUUGGAGAAAUGUGGUCCCUUCCACAAGAAAGAUGGAAUUGAUGAUGGAUCAGCCCUCCUGGGAAUCUCUCCAGCUGGCUUUCAUUCUGAACUGGCAGACUUCACUGACCACAGGGAGCCACAUUCUUUUCUUCAUGCUCAGACAUAAACUUAGCAUCUUAAUGGAAGAAAAAUGAGGGGAAUUUCAAUUAUGAUUUAUUAAAGACAGUUUCUAUUACACCCUCCUUCAUGACAAGUGACAUAGAUGUUAAAAUAAAAACUUUACCAUGCCUUUUUUUUUUUUCCUGGUUUUUUUUUUUUGUUUGUUUUUUGGUUUUUUUUUGGCCUGACAUUGAGGCCUUAAACCUGAGGCUCCUGUGCCUGAUGGAAUUCUUGUAACAUACACUUGUGUAUCAUAUAAAGAUACCACUCUUUCUCUUAUGUAUUCUUAUUCUAGUUGUUUAUUAAGAAUGACAAGCACGUCUUUUCAACAA
This is a messenger RNA of Nannospalax galili (Upper Galilee mountains blind mole rat), 3571 nucleotides long. It is a transcript of the gene Qrich1, whose product is annotated as glutamine rich 1. The coding region runs from base 441 to 2771 and encodes 776 amino acids. The record is from RefSeq and is a predicted model, not a curated record. Lineage: Eukaryota; Metazoa; Chordata; Mammalia; Rodentia; Spalacidae. The transcript has 11 exons.